AUGCCCUUCAGAGAGUUUCUGGGGUCAGAAAAUACAUUAGUAGAAAUUAUAGCUCAUUUAAUAGAUAUAGCCAUUUUGCCCGUAGAUUAUGAUGUAAAGGUUACAAGGUCUGAAUAUCAGAGCAUAGCUAGUAAAAAUCAAAAAGUUCAGCAAAAAAAGGAAUCAAGAGGUAAUAAACCAGAUCUCAUGUUUCGUGCUUAUCUUUGUCAAAAAUGGAAAGAAAUUGUGUUUUUUGAAAAUGGUUCUAAAGAGCUUGUGAAAAAAUGCACAAAAGAGGUCUUCCAUCAAAACUAUAUAGGAUUUGGUGUCAAUAUUGCAGCAGACACACAAUAUACAAUUGUUUCACUAAGAGAAUUAAAUACCAAACUUAUAGUUGAGAUUAGUGAACUUAGAAAAAAGUAUGCUGAGCUUGAAGCUAAGAAUAUCAAAGUUGAAGCUGAGAAUGCAAAAUUAAAACAAGACAAAGAAGAGGAGCAGAGCUUACAAAACAGGGGCAAUGGAUAUACUGAUAAUGCAUCUGAUAAUGCAGAGUAUCGAACAUCUGAUUCUGAUAUAUACCAAAUAACUACUACAAUCACUUUCUCUAUCCUAUUGUCUUACAUUUCUAAUUCGGGAGAUGAGUUAAGUAAUGAUCGAGAUUUCGAUUCAUCAGAAGUCAAGAUACAGGUGAGUAUACCUGAUGAUGAAGAUUUCAACUAUGAUUACAAUGAUGAAGAUUUCUCUGAUAACAACAACGAAGAUGAUGAUAAGGACGAUGAGAGCUUCUGUGGUUUUUCUGAUGAUAAUAAAGAUUAUUAUUAUGAUUUAAAUACCGGUGAAACUUAUACAAAAUCAGAACAUC
Messenger RNA from Racocetra persica, 841 nucleotides. The record is from the annotation of a GenBank genome assembly. NCBI's taxonomy places the organism in Eukaryota, Fungi, Glomeromycota, Glomeromycetes, Diversisporales, Gigasporaceae.